Lasiosphaeria miniovina is the source of this 999-nucleotide messenger RNA. Its product is annotated as mitochondrial carrier domain-containing protein. Gene Ontology annotation, molecular function: AMP transmembrane transporter activity; coenzyme A transmembrane transporter activity; ATP transmembrane transporter activity. The coding region runs from base 1 to 999 and encodes 332 amino acids. The transcript has 3 exons. Gene Ontology annotation, biological process: transport. The record is from RefSeq and is a predicted model, not a curated record. Lineage: Eukaryota; Fungi; Ascomycota; Sordariomycetes; Sordariales; Lasiosphaeriaceae. Gene Ontology annotation, cellular component: peroxisomal membrane.
AUGUCGCAGUCCAAACCAGUGAUACCCCAGAAUGACAACGUCGCCCACGCCAUUGCCGGCGCGGGCGGCGGAGUGCUGUCCAUGGCUCUGACCUACCCGCUCAUCACGCUGUCCACGCGCGCGCAGGUCGAGUCGAAGCGGGCCGACACGGCGUUCCUGGCGGCGGUGCAGAAGAUUGUGGCGCGCGAGGGCGUGUCGGGGCUGUACGCCGGCCUGUCGAGCGCCCUGUUCGGCAUCAGCGUCACAAACUUUGUCUACUAUUACUGGUACGAGUGGACCCGCGCCUUCUUCGAGACCGCCGCCGUGCGCGCCGGCCGCGCCUCUAAGAAGCUGACCACGGUCGAGAGCAUGAUCGCCGGCGCCAUCGCCGGCUCCGCCACCGUCAUCCUGACCAACCCCAUCUGGGUCGUCAACACCCGCAUGACCACCCGCAAGACGGCCGCCCAGGAGGCCCAGGAGGCCCAGGAAGCCGACCCCGAGGCCGCCCAGCCCGCCGGCCGCAGCGGCACCCUCCCCGGCAAGCGCGCCGCCGCCCCGUCCACCAUCGGCACUCUGCUGAACCUACUCCGCACCGAGGGCCCCCAGGCCCUCUUCUCGGGCGUCGUGCCCGCCCUGGUGCUCGUCAUCAACCCUAUCCUGCAGUACACGCUGUUCGAGCAGAUGAAGGACACGGUCGAGAAGCGCCGCCGUAUCACCCCCACCGUCGCCUUCUUCCUCGGCGCCCUCGGCAAGCUGUUCGCCACCUCGGUCACGUACCCCUACAUCACCGUCAAGAGCCAGAUGCACGUCGCCGGCAGCGGUAAGAAGGAGGGCGUGUUUGCCGCCCUCAGCCGUGUCGUGCGGGAAGAGGGCUAUGCGGGGCUGUACAAGGGAAUCGGCCCUAAGGUUACGCAGAGCGUGCUGACGGCCGCGCUGCUGUUCGCCUUCAAGGACGUCCUCUACGAGCAGACCAUUCGGCUCAGGGGCACCGCCGCGGCCAAGAAAGCCCUCGCUGCGUAG